Caretta caretta (loggerhead turtle) is the source of this 4149-nucleotide messenger RNA. The record is from RefSeq and is a predicted model, not a curated record. NCBI's taxonomy places the organism in Eukaryota, Metazoa, Chordata, Testudines, Cheloniidae.
GUUACUGCGCAUGCACAGCUUCCCAGUGCGCAUGCUCAGUCAUAGCAAGGCAGUAGAACGGAGCGGAUUCUCUCGCUACCUCCCGCCGCUGGUCUGUAACGGGCCUCCCGCGCUGCCGCCUUGCUAUCCGACCCCACGCCAAGUGACUGAAAUGCCGAUGAAAGAGGAGAUCCUUUCUGAAGAGCAACCAGCCAGCCUGUGGUGAGAAGCAUCUAAGUUUGUAAGGACAUUGAAAGUGAUAAGUGAAUAAACCUGUGGAUAGUUUAUUACAGGAUUGGCUACAAACAUUGUCUUUGGCAUAAGAUCUAGGGUACCAACUGAUUUGGGGGGAGCCCUACCCCAGCAUGAGGUGCUCAGCAGAUCAUUCCCAGUGACCCUGUAGUCCGGACUGCAGCAAGGGAAAGAUCCUGGUGGGGGAGAAGUUUCCAGAUGGAUUCCCAUAUCAAGUGCAUCCCUCACCCACGUAGAAAAGCUGUCUUGAAAUACUGACCAGCUGUAAGCGAUGUCCAGUGACCCUCCCCCACCCUACCCAGGGGGACCUUCUGCACCGCUAAUAGAAGAGAAGAAUGGCCCACCCACCAUGUCGGACAGAGUCUCCACUGCUGGAGUCCAGCCUUAUGGGAUGCCUGUGCCCCCUUCAGAUUUUGGGCCACCCCCAUACGAGCCACCCCUGCAGCCAGGCUACAUCCCCCCUCCCGUUUCUGCAGAUGGCUCUGUGCCCUACAUGCCCCAUGGUUAUUAUCCACCCCCAGGACCUCACCCUCCCAUGGGCUAUUACCCGGCUGCAGGACAUUACCCCUCUCCUGGUGGCCACACAGCAACUGUCAUUGUACCAUCGGGGGCUGCAACCACGGUCACUGUGCUGCAAGGGGAAAUAUUCCAGGGCAGCCCCGUGCAGACGGUGUGUCCUCACUGCCAGCAGGCCAUCACCACCGCGAUCACACAUGAGAUAGGUCUCAUGAACUUCCUCCUCGGCUUCUUCUGCUGCUUCGUCGGAUGUGAUCUGGGCUGCUGCUUCAUUCCAUGUCUAAUAGACGACUUCAAGGAUGUGACCCACACUUGUCCCAACUGCAAAGCCUACAUCUACACGUACAAGCGCAUGUGCUAACAGCACCCCUGGGAGCCACACCUGCUGGAAUGACGUCAGUCCCUCCUCCACGCCGAUCUACACGUGCCGAAUGCUCCUUUGCUUAGCCCUUCGUUGGUAGUGUGUGUUUAUUUCCCCUUCCAUUUUAAAAGAGCUUCGAAUGCUGUAGUAGAGCGAUGGUACUCACACACUGACAAGGAAGCUGUAGGCCCACACCGCAAACAGCUAGAGCUGGUGUAUAGAUGUGAGCUCUGACAGGUAGCUGGGCUAGGCUAUGAGAUUGAAUAGCUGCACCACUCACCUUGCCGUUCCAGCCGUCCCGUCUCGUCUCAUCCUUACAGCUGUUUGCAGAGGGCUUAGAACUAGGAUUGCAAAUGAGGCAUCAGACUGCACAGAAGACUUUUUUCCUUUCCGGAUUAUGUUUGCCCGUCAGAGCCACCUCUGUUGGUUUGUCCUACCUCACUUUCCUGCAUCCCCCCCAUCAGUCACUGUUGGUAGCCACUGUUAAAGGAGACAGUGAUGUAAGGCAGACAUCCUUCAACAGACAGCAUGCAGGGACUGCCAUUCCAAUGGGCUCUUGCCCAGUUAGUGAUAGACUGAGCCAUUGCAAUAGGGGGGCGCUUUCCUUCCAUUCCAUGAUGGCAGCUCGCUUAUUUCUCUAGAAGCUGUGAAUACGUCUACUCCCACAGGACUGUGGGGUGCUGGGGUACUCCUGUGCUCACCAGCUCGGUCUCUUUUUAAGGCAGACAGAUCCUGUAGUUGUUUAGUUGAGUGUUGCAGUUCUCUACAAACCACAAAUUCAAAGCAAGCACAUCCGUCCAUCCCCAGGAAAUGCAGUGCUUCUGACUGUUUUUCUUUGGAUACCUACACUCACUCAGUUUCUCUGCUUUGUCUGUAGGCUAGCAGCAAGGGGGUGCAUGUUGCUGGACAAAGAUGGGCUGUUGUCCUUGGACUACGUAGUGUGAAAGGGAAGGUUUAUUUUAGGGCCAGUGUUUGUUUAGUUCUGUAUGUUGUGCUUUUACAUCUGGCUGUGCCAUGCAGCUGAGUAAAGCUAAUGUUUGUUUCCUGCCUUGGAGCCCAGCCAGCUCUGCCUUGCACUGAAGGAGACGGGGAAGCAGCAGCUCUGUUUAGUUUGCAGGUGGCCAGGGCAUGUUUUCAGGGGUGCGGUUCUGUUUCUUUUGAAGUGCUUUGGGAUCUUAGAGCUUCAGGUGUCAGUCCCUAGGUCUGGCUCUUCCAUGGGUGUAAUGGCUCCUGUAGCCCCAGGGUGAUCACACACAGCAGCCCAGAGGCCGUGGGUUACAGAAGGCAUCUGCCACCAUUUGAGGCACAGAUGAAGAGACAGGCCUUUAUUUGCAGUGUGGGUGCAGGCAUUAACCCACCAAUUCUGUAUGGAAAUUGGCAGCUACUAGAAAUCCCCAUCCUCAGUUGUCUUGAGAAACUUUCCUUACAAAGCCAGGGAGGGGGAAUGGAGCAGUAGCUCCUGCUGUGAGUCUGCCGGAAUCAUGAAGCCACUUUUACUCUUCGGGUGCUGCAGACCCUACCAUAUGCCAAGGGAUGUGAAAGCUCAGCCUGUGGGAGGCAGUGAGGGUUGGUUCUCUCUGGAACUCAGCAUUAAGUAGCAGUUUUUUCCCUGCUCCCCCACCCACCCCACCCCCAAAUCUAGUGAACAAUGAGCAUGAGAAGAGAGCUAGAAGAAUGGGCCUUAUCUUGUUCCCAUUCGUUCAGUGGAAUUCAGGUGCUUCAGGCCCUCUGUGCUCCAAGCUCUCCCAUGGACUAGCUGGAGCUGUCUGUCUAGUGUGAAAUAAUAGAAACCAUGUGUGCAUCUGCCUUUCCUUUGCCUUGACUUUCUAAUAAGCUUUCACCUGGGCCUCAGUGGUGUAGCCAUUAGCCUUUGUCACCAGAGACCUGGGUUCACAUCAGUAGCCAAUCACAAGUGCAAUGGGCUUGGUGACCUCACUGAAUAUCUUAUCCAAAUCCAUCAGCCAGUCAGGAGUCUCCAGUCAAGAGCACUCUCCCCUGUCAGAGUAAGAGGUGGGGAAGCCUGAGGAGUCCCCACACUCAUCUGCCUUCAUCACCCUCAGCUCUAGCCGCUGUGGUCAGCCUCCCUCCUGCCCCCUACUGAAAGACCUGUCUAUUGAACCCACACAGUGCAGUGAAAGGGAAGGUGGCUGACUCUAGCCAUUUCUGGCUAUGACAGUAUUAUGCUGCUCUCUUCCUAGGCAUGUAGGUUUGCAGCAUAUGCCUUGUUCUUAUUUUGUUCUGUUCACAUUUGUUUAAUGUCUAUGUUUGGGGGAUAGAAAAACUGGUGAAUCUCUCUCAAUGCACUUUUUCACUGUGCUACCUAGGGCCCAAUGUUUCAUUACUCCCCACUAAUAUGGCAGUGCAUCCAAGUGGGUAGAUAACUCAGUGCAGCACUGUAGGGGAGCUUGUUUUUAUUUUAAUUUAACUAUAUUAUUUAAAUGGCCACCAGGUUGUAACUAACUUACCAGAAAUGUGAAUCCUCUACCCUUCAAGCCCAGUCAGUUUUUGCAUGAAAAUGAAGAGUCACUGUCCAGAGGUCCAUCACUAAUGGGUAUGGUAUGAAUUAGUCUAUGCACAGGGUUCUGUUCUGGUUCCUUUUUUAUACAAGGAAGAAGAAAUGUACAUUUUGGAGGGUUAAAAUUAGCUGAUGUUAUUGGGAUGCUGAGCCCAAGGCUAUUCAGGGAGCCUUUGCUGAACCUCCAUUUUUCAGUGGCUCUGUAUUUCAGUUUAUUCCAGCUGACGUAAUCCUUUCUGGUUUGUGUCUCUUGAGUGCAUGCUAUCAAAACACAGUGAAGAUCUGCUCUUUGUCUGUCACCCCCCUCAUUAAACUAGGUCAGAUGUAUGCACGUGGGGGCUCUAGCCCUCCAGGUCAUGAAUGUGAAAUGGUUGAUUUUGUUCUUUAAGCUGAUUGGUUAGAGAGAAACAGCCCAAAGCAUGGCCCUGACUUUGUUUGAUGUCAGGAGUGAAUUAUUCUGUACUUAAAAAGCAAACUGCUGGCGCUUUUACAUAAUAUUUGUAUAUAAAUAAAAGACAGAGCCUGA